This is a messenger RNA of Malassezia japonica, 1596 nucleotides long. RefSeq lists its product as uncharacterized. The record is from RefSeq and is a predicted model, not a curated record. Lineage: Eukaryota; Fungi; Basidiomycota; Malasseziomycetes; Malasseziales; Malasseziaceae. The transcript has a single exon. Bases 1 to 1596 code for a protein of 531 amino acids. Gene Ontology annotation, molecular function: aspartic-type endopeptidase activity. Gene Ontology annotation, biological process: proteolysis.
AUGGCGGUCAUUCAAUCUCCUUUCCUGCGCCUGAUCGCAGUGCUGGCCACCAUGCCGGCGCUGUUUGACCAGCUGUUGUUCCCCGACGCGAGCGGUGCGCUCGCCGCGCCGUUCGACUCGCCGAACAACACCACGCUUCCCGGCGUGCAGGAGCCCUCGUUCGACGUCUACCUGUCGCCCUCGGCUGGCAUUCAGCUGCCGCUGGCGCCGCGCGAUGCGGACGAGUCGGACACGCUCGCCGAGAACCCGUGGAUGCACCUGCAGCAACACAUUAACCAUGCGAAGCGCCGUCACGCGCAGAUCAACGACUUGCCAGUCCCUACGGACGACGAGUUGCGGGCUGCGAUGCUGAAGCGCCGCUCCUGGGUGGAGAAGGAAUGGCUGCCGCUUCAGCGUCGCGAUGCGGCGGAUGCGAAGGCCGGUGAUUCGUCGUCGCUGUCGAGCUACUUUGCGCGCUCCUCUGACAAGAUGAUCGGCAUGGUGCGCCGCUCGAGCAGCGGCAGCAACCAGCUCGAGGCGCGUGGUAACGGCUACCCCUCUUCGGAGGCCAAGGCCGCACAGCAGCACUCGACGACGAACGCCGGCAGUCCCUCCAUGUCGCACACCUCGGGCCUGAGCAUCGAGGCGAACGACGUGGGCUACUUUGUGCAGGUGCACAUCGGUUCGAACAAUGCCAAGUUCACCAUGUUGGUGGACUCUGGCUCGGCGGACACCUGGGUCACCGGCUCGAACUGCAACGGCUGUGGUGGUUCGAACCGGAACAAGCUCGGCUCGUCCAACUCCAAGUCGCUCAACAUCCAGAACGACCAGUUCAAGAUCUCGUACGGAACCGGCUCCGUGACGCUGAACAAGGCCACGGACUCGAUUACGAUUGCGGGAAUGAAGCUGGACAACUACAACCUGGGCGUGACGACCAAGGAGUCGAGCCAGUUUGGUGGCAGCAAGAUCCCCUUUGACGGCCUCAUGGGUCUCGCAGGCUCUUCGCUGAGCACCACGGGUGAGAAGACGCCGAUCGACGCGCUGUUCGACAGCAACAAGGUCGACCAGCCGAUUGUGGGCUACCGCCUCGGCCGCGUCGCGGACGGCAGCAACAAGGGCCAGAUCACCUUUGGUGCGGUCGACGGCUCGCAGGUGUCGGGCAGUCUGCACGAGCUUGACAACCAGUCGAAGAAUGGCUACUGGGAGGUGAAGCUUGACAAUGUCAAGGUCGGCUCCAAGUCCAUCUCGGGUUCGUCGAGCACGGCGACGCUCGACACCGGCACGUCGCUGAUUGUUGCGCCGCAGGCGCAGGCGGAUGCGAUCCACGAUGCGAUUGACGGUGCGAAAUCGGACGGCCAGGGCGGCUACACACUGCCCUGCACUACUAACCAACAGCUUUCUUUUACUUUCUCGGGCCAGACUUACACUAUGGAUUCGCGCGACCUUCUCUUCUCUCCGAGCGACUCGAACAAUCUGCAGGGCACCUGUGUCAGCGCGGUGUCUGCCGGCGACAACGGCGGCAACGGCGGCUGGCUCCUGGGUGCCGCGUUCUUGAAGAACGUCUACUUUGCGACGAACUCCAAGACGAACCAGAUUGGUCUCGGCAAGCUCAAUUAA